This is a messenger RNA of Vespa velutina, 2077 nucleotides long. It is a transcript of the gene tty, whose product is annotated as protein tweety. Gene Ontology annotation, cellular component: plasma membrane. The transcript has 9 exons. Bases 259 to 1956 code for a protein of 565 amino acids. NCBI's taxonomy places the organism in Eukaryota, Metazoa, Arthropoda, Insecta, Hymenoptera, Vespidae. Gene Ontology annotation, molecular function: intracellularly calcium-gated chloride channel activity; volume-sensitive chloride channel activity. The record is from RefSeq and is a predicted model, not a curated record.
AGAGCGAGACUUCAUAAGAGAAGGAUGCGCUGGUGAGAGCGCAACGCAGCCGCGCCGCGAUUGGCCGAGGCGCCGCCCCACUCCCUCACGGCUCUCAGUUGGGCUCGGGCCUCCGUCGGGUAUAGUACGUGCGUGUCGUGCUCUCGUGCGUCGCUUAAGCGAGACUUCUCAGUGAGAGAAUAAAGGUGCACCGUAGCAUGUCUUGACGAGAAGGAGAAGUUCUUCAACGGGGUUUUCGGCAGUCAAGGGUUCUCCAAAAUGGCGGGUGGUCAGCAGCUUCCCGAACAAUACACAGUACCACAAUUAGCAAGGGUCUUCCACAGUCUGCCACAUCUUAACGUCUCUCUUCAUUCAGUCAACAACACAUUCAAUCCACAUUCCGAGAUUUAUCUUGAGAGCCUGGGUAUCCUCGGGAGUAUUCCUGCGGCCUGGUUGAUCCUGACGUUACUGGUACUGUUGGUUUAUCUAGUAACGAGAUGCUGCGACCGGAAGCCGCGGCCCAGGAGGUCGAUAACCCUGCUGAAGUGUUCACUGGCCAUCCUUGCGUUGCUCUGCUGCGGAGCGGUCGCUGUUGGCCUUUACGGCAAUGACGACGUUCACAAUGGUUUGGUACAAUUAGUCGCGGCAGCGAAGAACGUCGACGGGAUCCUCAUGGGCGUGAGAAACCAGACAGACACCAUAGAGGCGACACUACAAGAGAAAGUACAGCGGCAGUUGACUGCUUUGGGGGACGAAUUUGAUGCACCUGUUAGCAACAAAACAAUGUUGGGUUUACUAUUGGUAGCAUUGAAUAGUAUGAAACAAAACACGAGCAUUGCCGUCAACCGAAGCUUCGAAAUCCGGAAGCCAUUAAGCGGGAUCAGUCUUGCAGGAGCCAUUAGCAUGGGAGAAAAAAUCGAGCAACUGAGGUGGCCCAUUACUAUGGCGGUACUGAGUGCACUUCUUGUUCUUUGCGUUGUAUUAGUAGUCGGAGUUGCUAGACACUCGAGAUGUGUUCUAAUUACAUUUUCUGUAUUCGGACUAUUUGCGGUAAUAGUUUCUUGGUUGAUGGCCUCUCUUUACUUAGCAACAUCGGUUGCCCUCGGUGAUCUCUGCGUGUCACCGGAUGGUUAUUUAACUAGAUCGGUACCCUCCACUUUGGCCUCCGAGGUACUCUCGUAUUACACGCAUUGCGAGAACACUCGCACGAAUCCUUUUACACAGAGACUAAGAGACGGACAACGAGCUGUAGAAAAUAUGAGGCUAAACUUGAAUACUGUUACACGCUUAGCGGUAGAACUCUUCAAGGAACAGCAUGAUCAACUAAAGCCCAAGUUGAGUAGCCUCUCAACUGACGUUAACGCGGUCAAUAGACUCGUAUCUGGUCUAGCAACGUUACUAGACUGUAAGCCACUUCACAAGCAAUAUGUUCAUGCUGCUAAAAGUUUAUGUCACUUGGGAUUAUACGGCCUUACCUUCAUGCUACUUGCGAGUCUAGCUGCUGGACUAUUUUUUACUGUUUUGGUAUGGGUUGAUUCUCACACGUGGAUAUAUAUACGCAAACGAAGAGAUUACCAUCAAGUGGAUGAACAAGAUCCAUAUUUGCCACCAUCGGCAGCAUCUCAAGCGAUAGCAGCUAGGACCCUUCGUGGCCAAGGGUCGUACCCGCCUACAGCCCCUUCUCUUAAUCCAAAUGCUCAUGGCACCCAUAAUACCAUUAAGCAGCCUCUCUUGCUAACGCCGCCCCCGCCGUCCUACGCUACUGCGACUGCUCGAGCACGUCAGCUGCACGAGAGCAUGUUAAAAGGUGGGGGUGUUAACGGGAGCGGAGGAGGCGGGGAUCACAAAUCGUCUCAGCAUAAUCAGCAGUCGACAGGUGGACGAACUGAGCACCGUUCUGGACUCGGAGAUCAACCUGGCCAGUACGCGACUUUGAGCAAGCAAUGCAAAACUUUAGAAUCUAGUGACUUCUACUGAGGGCACGCCCCCGCAGGGUCUGGUAGAGAACCACCUUGGACACCAAGCGUGGCAUCCUUUACCGGUACUCUGUCUCACAAUUCACAUGGGCCUGCACAUUUGGCGACUUUUCAAGAUUCGA